Molecule: messenger RNA, 1197 nt
Organism: Neoarius graeffei (lesser salmon catfish)
Lineage: Eukaryota; Metazoa; Chordata; Actinopteri; Siluriformes; Ariidae
Gene: bmp15
Product: bone morphogenetic protein 15
Exons: 2
Coding region: 16-1197 (393 amino acids)
Biological process (GO): BMP signaling pathway; SMAD protein signal transduction
Cellular component (GO): extracellular region
Molecular function (GO): cytokine activity; growth factor activity
Source: RefSeq, a predicted model, not a curated record
AAGAUAACGAUAAAGAUGAAGGCCGCCGGCAGUCAUGGCUUCCUCAGACUUUGUGUAUUGUCGUGUUUCUUUUUGUUGUUUCCUGAGUUCACGUGUGCGGCUGAUAAAAUGGCCUUUUCCCCGUCACACUUUGGGGUGCUGGCGACAGAACCGAGCCGCCGAAAGAGCCACACAAAACAGAGAAACACCAACAGUAACGCGUUUUCUAAAAAGCAAAUAGAGGACCAAAGUCUGCAGUUCAUGUGGAGUCUGUAUAGGAAAGCGGCUACUUCAGAAGACAGGCCGAAACCACGCAAAAUGUUCGGGUCCAACACUGUCAGGCUGAUUCGUGCCUCCGUCACCAGCAAGCACUUCCAUUCCACACCGACUGACCUGCUGUAUACUUACACAAUGCAAUACGAACUGGAAAACCUCCCACUGAACAAGCUGAACAGGGCGUCUUUGAUUCACCUGAGGUCACCUGUGGCAUCGUAUCCUCCGUUUAUGUGCGAGGCCAGAGUUUCCUCUUCACAGCACGCCAACAACACGGAUGUUGUCGUUCUGGGCCCUCAAAGUGUGUGGACUGAAUCAGAUAUCACGUCCCAUGUGUCUCUGUUUAAAGGCAGCCUGUUGGUCCUGUAUGUUCAGUACAAGUGUUGGGAAUCUGGCCCUGUUCGUUCUGUCGCAAGAAACAGGAAGUGCAAGAGGCAUUUCCCACCUCAAAACCAUUUGAGAGCCCCUGCCUUGCUUCUGUUUUUGGAAGAAGAGGGACAUCCUAUGGAAUGGGCAAAGCAGAUCAAAGCAACUUCUCAUACCAGCUCAAGGUCGCGCCGGUCCAAAGAACCCGGCAGCAUCGGUUCUGACAUUCCUAACUACAAGCGAUCCAAAAACGGCGUGGGCAAGAACCAGUGCAAGCUCCACUCGUACCGUGUGACCUUCCGUGACCUCGGCUGGGACCACUGGAUUAUUGCGCCUCCUAUGUACAACCCAAGGUACUGCAUGGGUGACUGCCCACGCAUCCUGCACUAUGGCUACAACUCGCCCAAUCAUGCUAUCGUUCAGACCGUCAUCAGUGAGCUUGGCUUUGGUGACAUCCCACUGCCAUCCUGUGUGCCUUAUAAAUACAAACCUAUCAGCGUGCUGAUGAUGGAAAGGAAUGGUAGCAUUGUCUAUAAAGAAUAUGAAGACAUGAUUGCAGAAUCCUGCACUUGUAGAUGA